UCUCCAGAUAAAUAUAUAUCUUUGUUACUUAUUUUUUUUUAGUAAUCAGAUGCAAAAGUACUAGUAAGUAAAGUUUGAAAAUAAAUGUCGUGGAGAACAAUAUUUCCCUCUGAAAGGUAGUGAAGUAGAAGUAUAGAGAAGCAUUAAAUAGAAAUAGUCAAGUGAAGUACAAGAACCUGAAAUUUGUACUUGUGCAGCACAGUGCUUAAAUACGUGUAUGUCGUUACUUCUUGCUACUGCAAGUUUUUCCACUAAUGGAUCUUGAUUUAACUUGGAAAGAGAACCAGAGCACACAGCAGCAUUUUACUACCAAAUAUCCUUGAAACAACAUCAACAUGAACAUGGGGCAGACAGACUGGCUAGACUGGAUACUUUCGGUGAAUUAAUAAGUAAUUGUAACCUUUCCAAAAGAUUCCUUUCACAAAAUAAUUGUUAAAGUGAAGUUUUCUCAGUUGUCAUAAGACAUGUUACUCUCUCUAUUACCCAAUCGAAACUUUAUCUUUUAUUAAUGUAACUGUAUUUAGAAAGUAUUGCAUCAGUCACGUCAUUUCACUUCCCUACAGAGAUACAUGCAUAAUGCUGUCCAAAAAUGAAGCAGAUUUUCAAAAAUGUCUACAGAGCAUUUUUGGGAAAAGGUCUAAAUAUUUUGUGAAUUUAUUUAGAUAAAAUGGACUGAAACCUUUAGAGUGAUUAGCCAAAUGUUCAGGAAAAACAGGAGUGGAGUUCUAUUAAUAGAAUUUUCUUUCAUUUUUACACUGAAACCUGUUUGACAGCACUUUGAACCCAAGUGUGCCGUGUGAACCGAGAGCUGCCUUCCUAAAUCCUCCCAUGUAAUUUCUUUUUUGCCUUUAUUGCAAAACCCGAAGCCAUGAAGCUGCAUUGUUUCCUGCACACUAAAUGAUCAAAAUUUUAACAAAAAGUCCGUGCUGUCAGCAGAAUAUUUAUGUUAACCUCAGCAGUCAACUUGUCUGACCGGCAUGUGCAGUGCAGGAGGCAUCACAUGUAAAUCUGGGCAUUCCUCACUUCCCUGUACUGACUAUAUCCUCUUCUGCCUCGACAUAUAUAAGUCUGCUGCAGCUUCUUUCAUAAACCACUGCUCUCUAACUGAUAUGCUAAAUUAAACCCUGACUGGUCAGAGGAAAUUGAGGUGAAAACAUGUCCAACAUGGUAUUUUCAGCAUUUGUUUGUUUAUUUUUUGUCUGCUGCAUCUGUUGCAGCAGAGCAAUGCCGACUUCACUCAACCAGGAGGCUGUGAAUGACAGACCUGUUAUCGGUAUUUUGACUCAGUUAGUUUCAGAUGAUGUCAUGAAGCCCUUUGGGAGGACCUACAUACCUUCCUCCUAUGUGAAAUACACUGAGUCUGGGGGCGCCAGAGUGAUGCCUAUCAAGUUGACUCUUACUACAGCUGAGUAUGAAAAUAUCUUCAAGAAGAUUAAUGGCUUGCUUUUCAUCGGGGGAGCUGUAGAUUUGGAAACAUCAGACUAUGCCAGGGUGGCGAAGAUUUUUUAUAGACUCGCUCUGAUGGCUAAUGACAGGGGGGAUUUCUUCCCCAUCUGGGGUACAUGCAUGGGAAUGCAGCUACUGACUGUUCUGGUAGCUGGUGAAAAUCUGCUGGCAAAUACCACAGCUGAGAACAUUGCGUUGCCCCUCAACCUAACCACAGAGGCACACUCCAGUAGGAUGUUUGCAGGUUUCCCCGACGAGCUUAUGAAGGCUUUGACCCAUGAAGCUCUGACUGGCAAUUUCCACCACUACGGACUUACAGUAGAGACCUUCUUGGAAAAUGAGAAACUGCACAAUUUCUUCUCCCUCUUGUCUACAAACAUUGCUAAAAACGGAGCCCACUUUGUCUCAACCAUAGAAGGUAAGAGAUAUCCCUUCUAUGGAGUACAGUGGCACCCAGAGGUGAACCGUUUUCAGUGGGACAGGAGGCUGAACUUCCCUCACUCAUCUCACGCUGUUCAGCUAUCAUCUCUACUGGCUCAGUUUUUUGUUGAUGAAGGAAGGAGAAGUUUACAUCACUUCGACAAUCCUGAGGAAGAGGACUCCUCACUGAUUUACAACUACACGCCUGUCUACGCUGGGAACUUCACAGGAUAUGAGCAGCUCUAUUUCUUCUAAGAUCAUCCGGUGGCUGGCUUUGUUUGUCACUCUGUGUGCAUGUACAACACAGCACUUCAUACACAGUUUGUUGUGCAACACACAACACUUUAGCCCAGAACUGCUGGUUUUAAUAAUAACUGGGCCUCAAAACAAAAGACUGAUUUCAGCCAUGUGCGUGCUGAUUCAGUGUAUUUUUUUAUUAUACUGAGGAGAAGUUUCUGCACCAGUGUUUUUUACACUCAGUUUAUAUAACUGUGACUGCUUUUAAAGAAAUAAAGGAUUUAAGAAAACA
Molecule: messenger RNA, 2395 nt
Organism: Lates calcarifer (barramundi perch)
Lineage: Eukaryota; Metazoa; Chordata; Actinopteri; Centropomidae
Gene: gghl
Product: gamma-glutamyl hydrolase
Exons: 9
Coding region: 1156-2121 (321 amino acids)
Biological process (GO): tetrahydrofolylpolyglutamate metabolic process
Cellular component (GO): vacuole
Molecular function (GO): gamma-glutamyl-peptidase activity
Source: RefSeq, a predicted model, not a curated record